AUGAAGCAACUUUGUCAUCUACUAAAACCUCUGGUGAAUGCUUAUGUAAUUUUAUUAUCAUGGUUUUUAGCAAUAUUAAAUUUAUAUCUCUUUGACAAACCACUGAGAGAGUAUGCAGCGUCAGUAAAUUUGAAUGCACAACCAACGGUUCUUGAUACAAUACAUUAUUAUACAGCAGAAGAAGGAUAUCAAGUGCUUUCCAAUUUGGGAGAUCAUGGCCGUGAUGCAUAUCGAUUAGCUAAUUAUGCAGAUUUCACUUUGCCAAUUUUUCUUUUCCUCUCCUUAUCUCUACCAAGUUUAGCUUUGGGAAAAGGAUGUCUACAUGUCAUGGGACCAUUUUUAUAUAUGAUUUCAGACUAUAUUGAAAAUAUUGCCGAAAAAUAUGUAUUAGAGAUUUAUCCAAAACGAAAUGAUAUUGUAAUGAAAUUAGCUUGUUAUACUGGUUUAGUCAAGAUCUUAACAUUUCUUGGAAGUUUAUUCGUACUAAUUGUAAAUGGAUUGCAAUGGAUUUUAAAGACAAAUAAUCGAUCAGUAUUACAAAGUCAAAAAGAAAAAUUAACAUAA
Rotaria socialis is the source of this 564-nucleotide messenger RNA. The record is from the annotation of a GenBank genome assembly. Lineage: Eukaryota; Metazoa; Rotifera; Eurotatoria; Philodinida; Philodinidae.